AUGACGCUGCUCACACUGCUGGAUGCAUAUCUAACCACCUAUGAGUCGGUGCUGCGCAUCUUGCAUGUUCCGGGGUUUCGCCAUGAUUACAGACGAUUUUGGGCCGGGUCUCCUUCCAACUGCCCGCCGGAUCUUGAUCAGGUGUUUCUGUGCAAGCUGGUGAUAUGCAUCGCCCUGGGCGCCUUCGUCUGCCCCGACCUCGACGCUGCGGUUGAUGCUCCCCCCGAUCAGCGACAGGACGGCAGCAGUCUGAGAGAACAGGCAAAGCAAUGGGUCGCUUACGGGAAGCAGUGGCUGGCGCGGAAGAUAAUGGCAGGGUCCCGAGCAGACACAAACACUGCACAAGUCAUCUGUUUACUGGCGCUGUCACGGCACACAGGCCCGAUCAACACGGCCUCGACCGGCUCACUGUGGUCUCCUGGGGACCAUGACCUAACCCGAGUAGCGAUGCAGAUGGGAUUGCAUCGUGAUCCCACCACUGUCGAUCCAGACAUGCCGGCCCGAGAGGUCGAGCUUCGUCGGCGGCUGUGGGCGACAAUGCUGGAAUUAUCCCUACAGCUGUCCCUUGACCAUGGUCUCCCAGCCCCGAUCUCUCCAGAAAGCUACGACUGCGCGCCCCCGUCAGAAUUUGCAGACGACGACACGACCGGUGCCGAAGCUGAUCCGGGGUCAUCCGCCUCUCUCACGAGCUUUUUCAUGGAUUACGGAUUGCCGAGGACGAACCCACUGGUCAUCCUGGCGCAGACGCAACGCCUACGGCUGCAGAUCUUACACGUAGUGCAUUCUCCAGGGGCUGCCAAGUCCUUUGAAGACACACACCGGCUCUCGGCUGAGCUGAGGGCGGUCUACUGUGCAGGGAUUCAGAGGUUGUUGACUUUGCAGAAGAAGCCCACAGUCUUUCAGCUCAAGCUGCUGGACGCCUUCACGCUGCCGUUUGUGCUCGCACCGCACGCCAAGUUUGCUGCUUCUUCCACGGCGAAUCCUGCAUACUACUUUUCUCGCAGAGUGCGGAUGGAGGUUUCAAUGCUGCUUUUGGCCAGCCAGUUGCCCGGCUCAACGGCAGCGCCUCCUCCGACCAGUGGGCUUGACGAAGCCAUCCCCACCGCUGACAGCAUGACCGCCAUGGCCGCCAAUUCCACCAGUUCUACAGGCGCCUCGGCCGCGUCUGCUGCUUCAGACGCUUUAACAGCUCUUCGGAUAUACGGCCAAGGGCAUUUUGCCACGUUGCAGUGGCAUGCUAUUCUAGCCCUUUGCCUUGACAUGAUCAGCGAGCUCGAGGACAGCUUCUUCCCGGCAGUCAACGGCGCAAGCUGGCGGCAACUCCAAGGGACAAUCCAGGCGUACGUCACGGUUCUCGAGCGACGAGUACGAACCUCAGCGGGGGCCACGUCGGCACGCGAGUUCCUCUUCUGCUCCUGCGCGGAAGCGUACAUCGGGGCAAUGAUGAGGGGAGACAGGGAAACUGACCAGGUUAUUGCAUCGGCUGGCUAUUCCGCGCUGACGCUGUGUUGCGAUAUCAUGGAGCAGGGGCUCCAGAAGCGGCGCAUAGUCGCUUAA
This is a messenger RNA of Trichoderma citrinoviride, 1557 nucleotides long. RefSeq lists its product as hypothetical. Gene Ontology annotation, molecular function: DNA-binding transcription activator activity, RNA polymerase II-specific; zinc ion binding; RNA polymerase II cis-regulatory region sequence-specific DNA binding. The coding region runs from base 1 to 1557 and encodes 518 amino acids. The transcript is spliced from 2 exons. Lineage: Eukaryota; Fungi; Ascomycota; Sordariomycetes; Hypocreales; Hypocreaceae. Gene Ontology annotation, biological process: regulation of transcription by RNA polymerase II; DNA-templated transcription. The record is from RefSeq and is a predicted model, not a curated record. Gene Ontology annotation, cellular component: nucleus.